AUGUCGAAUGAGAAUUUCUACCUACGAUACUACUCAGGCCACUCUGGGCGGUUUGGACAUGAGUUCCUAGAAUUUGACCUCCGCACCAUUACAGAUGGUAGCAGCGCCGCUGUCCGAUAUGCGAACAACUCGAACUAUCGCAAUGAUUCCCUCAUCCGCAAAGAAAUGUGCGUGAGCGAUGCGUUGGUUCAAGAAGUGAAGCGCAUUAUCAAAGAAAGCGAGAUCCUGAAGGAGGACGACUCCAAGUGGCCCCAGAAGAACAAGGAUGGACGCCAAGAGCUGGAGAUUCGGAUCGGAAACGAGCAUAUCUCCUUCGAGACCGCCAAAAUCGGUUCGCUGGUCGACGUCACCGAAUCCGACGACCCCGAAGGACUUCGAGUCUUUUACUACCUCGUGCAGGACCUGAAAGCCCUUGUCUUUUCGCUUAUCUCUCUCCACUUCAAGAUCAAGCCCAUCUAA
Messenger RNA from Penicillium paradoxum, 459 nucleotides. RefSeq names its product mago nashi family protein. The record is from RefSeq and is a predicted model, not a curated record. Bases 1 to 459 code for a protein of 152 amino acids. Gene Ontology annotation, biological process: RNA splicing. The transcript is spliced from 7 exons. Gene Ontology annotation, cellular component: nucleus; exon-exon junction complex. NCBI's taxonomy places the organism in Eukaryota, Fungi, Ascomycota, Eurotiomycetes, Eurotiales, Aspergillaceae.